This is a messenger RNA of Phasianus colchicus (ring-necked pheasant), 1179 nucleotides long. NCBI's taxonomy places the organism in Eukaryota, Metazoa, Chordata, Aves, Galliformes, Phasianidae. The record is from RefSeq and is a predicted model, not a curated record.
AUGUGGGUCUCCUCCGCCCCAUUUUUGGGGGCUCCCUUAACCCGUUUUGGGGUGCAGGUGCACUUUGGGCGCUGGCUGAUCGAGGGCAGCCCAGCCGUGGUGCUGCUGGACGUGGGAGCGACCGCCUGGAGCCUGGACCGCUGGAAGAGUGAGCUGUGGGAGAGCUGUGCCAUCGGCGUGCCCUGGUACGACCGCGAGGCCAACGACGCUGUGCUCUUCGGCUUCCUCGUCGCAUGGUUCCUGGGAGAGUUUGCAGCUCAGAGCGAGGACCGUCCCUUCAUCGUGGGGCACUUCCACGAGUGGCUGGCAGGGCUGGGGUUGGUGCUGUGCCGCGCGCGCCGCUUGCCCGUGGCCACCAUCUUCACCACCCACGCCACGUUGCUGGGCCGCUACCUCUGCGCCGGCAGCGUGGAUUUCUACAACAACCUGCAGAAUUUCGACGUGGACAAGGAGGCGGGCGAGCGGCAGAUCUACCACCGCUACUGCCUGGAGCGCGCGGCCGCGCACUGCGCACACGUCCUCACCACCGUGUCGCACGUCACCGCCGGGGAGGCUGAGCACCUCCUCAAAAGGAAGCCUGAUCUGGUGACCCCCAACGGCCUCAACGUCCGCAAGUUCUCAGCCAUGCACGAGUUCCAGAACCUGCACGCCCAGAGCAAGGCGCGGGUGCAGGAGUUUGUGAGGGGGCACUUCUAUGGGCACCUGGACUUUGACCUGGACAAGACGCUCUUCUUCUUCAUCGCGGGGCGCUACGAGUUCUCCAACAAAGGCGCCGACAUCUUCCUGGAGGCGCUGGCACGGCUCAACUACCUGCUGAGGGUGAACGGCAGCGAGACGACGGUGGUGGCCUUCUUCAUCAUGCCAGCACGCACCAACAACUUCAACGUGGAGUCCCUGAAGGGGCAGGCCGUGCGAAAACAGCUCUGGGACACAGCCAACGCGGUGAAGGAGAAGUUUGGGAAGAAGCUCUAUGAGUCGCUGCUGGUGGGGAACCUCCCUGACAUGAACAAGAUGUUGGACCGGGAGGAUUUCACCAUGAUGAAACGCGCCAUCUUCGCCACGCAGCGCCAAUCCUUCCCCCCCGUCUGCACCCACAACAUGUUGGACGAUGCCACCGACCCCAUCCUCACCACCAUCCGCCGCAUCGGGCUCUUCAACAGCGGCAACGACCGCGUGAAG